CACGUAUGACACGCGUACAUGGCCGCUGAAGGAAGGCAGGAGGAAGAAGAGUUCAUCAAAGAGUAGGGAUGGGGUGGAAGCUAUGGCCUAUAUGAAGAAUCCCCUUCUGAAGGAUAUUGAUACAGAGUGUUCAGGAGAAUACAGCAUUAUUCCUUAUGCUGUAUCAGAGGGGCCGGUCACAAAUCAUGCAAAAAGCCACUGCAGAUUCCUCUCUUUGGGCUCUGUGCUGAGCUUCGAACUACCUAAGGACAUGACCCUCAUCCCAAGCAUUCAAGACAUCAUUACUAUUGCCCCUCCGGAGUCCAAAAAAGGAGCAGGGACUGAUGCGGACCCCCUCUCGCAGAGACACACAGCCCUGAGCUCUUUCAAACAGACUCGACCCACUCCGGCUGUCACAGAAAUCAGUUUCCCUUCGACAGUUGUAGUAAAAGAUCUGCCCGAUGUGGAUAAGAGCUCCCAACCACCACUCCCUCUUUCCCCGGAAGAAGACGAGGAUCAGACUGUACCAUGCAACGAUCUGUCUAAAGCCCAGUUCAGCCUGCAGGAGGACGCAGAGCAGGAGUGGGACAAAAUGUCAUUAGAGGUUAAAACGAGUGCAGCUGAAAGGGACGGGACCAGCCAGCAGCUCCCAAUUUACGUGAACCAGACACAAAGUACAGCUGCACAUAAACACCAAUGCCCCAGUGUCCACACGCUCAUCCGAGACCUCAAUGGACACCAGUACCAUAAAUGUGCUCACAGUUCGCAUGAAGAGAGUCCUGGGCUUCAGAGUCUGAGCCAAGCGUCUCAUAUGGUUGUGAAUCUGAAGUCGACAGUGAGCGUGAGCGUUCGUCAGGACUCUGUUGACUCUGGAAUCUCCACCUCCAGCAGUAUCAAGUUCUGCACUGAUGCUCCAGAUAACACGCAGCCCAAGGGUGUGGUGGGGAGGCUCAUGUCCUUUGAGGUGGGAGGAAUAGACUGCGCCAAAACCAGGGAGAACAACACUCCAUCAACUGGCUCACCAGAGCUAGAAACAGAGCCGGUCCACCUCGACCACCAGCAGUUUGAGGAAGAAGAAGAAGAACUGGAGGACAUCUGGAACCAGACGACCAACUACAGACAGAGCAUCUGCUCUGACAUCAUGUACCAGCCCAACCAGGAAGAGUCUGCAGAACAAUGCAGAGAGCCGAAUUCCCGCUCACCUUCACCCAAGACCCCGGCUGUGCUCUACAGGAACCUGGUCACAGCCUCAGCACCCAACCUCCUUGUGGCAGAGUUCAAACUCCCCCCCUAUCUCCAGAGUUUGCUGGGUUAUGACAAAGAGCAGGGUCCAAAAGACCACCUCCCUCCACUGGCCACAGGAGACAGGAGGUCCUGGGCGGCCUUUCCUAACAGGGAACCAGCCGGCAAGACCUCAGUGACGGUUAACGAGACGGCGUCCGAUCCUGUGAAGCUUCCAGAUGUGGGGGACAAUCAGAGAUAUAUUUAUCAAUACAGAGAGGAGGAGGAGGAAGAGGAGGCAAAGGUGGGGGAGGAGGUGGACGAGCAUGCAGGAUGUUCGAAGGACCAGUCAAUGAGUCUGCUGUCAGUUCAUAUGGGUUUGGAUGGCGUCUGUCAGCAAAGAAAAGCUUCCCAAAGCCUGGAGGACAUGGAGAAGCAGGGAGAACCGAUGGCCACAGGGAGGCGCUGUAACACCCUGAGUGGAAAGCCUGAGCUGCAGUCUAUGGAGGGAACACUUGAGAGGAAGCACAAGCUGCAGCUGGGAGGAAAGAAAGCCGCCUCCAGAGGCUGGAGCUCCUACCACGCCGUCCUGUACAGACACACCUUGUGCUUCUUCCAGGAUAGAAAGGAUACACUGAGGAGCUCCGCAUGUGGCCUGCCGCUGAACCUCAUGGGAGCUGAGUGUUCACCUGCUCCAGAGUACACCAAAAAACCCAACUGCUUUCGGCUACAGCUCCGUGAUGGGUCCGAAUAUCUGUUCAAUGCCUCCUCGCGCUUUAUGAUGAAGAAAUGGAUGAUGAAGAUACAAGCAAGCACAGUUCAGAGCGAGUCUUCGUUGUCAAGCGUCCCAGUCGAUCAGGACCUCCCUGUUUCCCUAAAGCCCCUCCUCUGCUCCCGUUGUCAUGGUCUCUCCAAGUGCCACUGCUCCCCCCGCCAUGAUGUCACGUCCACAUUCCCCAGACGCAAACCGCCGGGCGCCGCCCAGACCAAAGAGAUUGUUGUCCUCACCAGAGAGUUCAGUCACAUGCAGCAGAGUCAUUUAAGGAGCGUGGAUGAGCAGUCUACCAUGUCAUCAUCAGAUGGAGGCGGCUGCGAUGAUGAAGACAGUUUGAAGCAGACGGUGACUCACUGCCUGCCUGGAGCAUCCAGAGACAACACCUCGUCCUCCCCUCACUCCCCUGUCUCCAGCGGUCAGGACUGGCUCAGCAACAAGCGUCGCUCCCACUCCUUCACAUCAGCAACUUUCCAGAAGAUCAAACCCAUGCUGCACACCCCUGGAGGCAGAGGUUUGGAAACUGGCUCCAACUACUGUGUGACUCUCGUAGUCGGAGACAAAUCGUCAGACGGUGCGUCCACGAGCAGAAGCUCGGAGCCCCCGCUGCUGGCCUCAGCUGGAUGGCAGCAGGACACCUAUCAGGACUCUGCUCUGAGGAGCUACGUCAGCCUGCCGUGGCCACGCAACAAGUCCGUCUUCAAAAAGUUCUUCGGAAAACGGGACCUCUAAAACAAUCUUACUAAAGGGUUUUAUAAAUAGUUUGUGCAGUGCACAUAUUUGUUGAAAAGCAAAAAAAAAUGCUACUACUGACUAUAUUUAUGAUCGGAAGAGCUACCACGGUUUUAUUUUUGAUGUGUUUUAGGUAAAUCACAUAAAUCAAGUCCUUUUAUAAUGAGUGUUUGUAUUGUUUUCUUGUGAAAGGAACAUUACUGUGUGAGUGUGCAUUGUGUAGUUGUAGAUUUGAUUAAUUGUGUCUUCUCGCCAGUCUUAUUUCAAUUUUUUUUCUUUUUCUUUCAGUUUUUGGAUUGUUGUGUGAUUGGGUUAACAGCCUCUGUAUUAAGUAAAGCUACAUGCUCAGUAGAGAAUCAGUUUAGAAUUCACAUUUAGAAAAUAAUACCAGUGAUAUCAUCAUCAGUUAUGACCAAGUAUUAUAACAUUAACUUCACAUGUACAGCGUGUGGUGCACCAGAGAAUUUUCUUCUUUAUACUAAAAGCAGCAGUUUGAUACUGCCUGAGCUUGUUUGAUAUUAACACUUUUUAAAAUACAAACUGUAGCAAAGACUAUUCAUAAUAAAACAUUAAAAAGCAAUGAUUUGCUUCGGCUGUGA
Messenger RNA from Centropristis striata (black sea bass), 3303 nucleotides. RefSeq lists its product as uncharacterized. The transcript is spliced from 10 exons. The record is from RefSeq and is a predicted model, not a curated record. Lineage: Eukaryota; Metazoa; Chordata; Actinopteri; Perciformes; Serranidae. Gene Ontology annotation, molecular function: phospholipid binding; actin filament binding. The coding region runs from base 83 to 2704 and encodes 873 amino acids. Gene Ontology annotation, biological process: actin cytoskeleton organization; muscle cell development. Gene Ontology annotation, cellular component: Z disc; cell junction; cell projection.